This is a messenger RNA of Propithecus coquereli (Coquerel's sifaka), 2297 nucleotides long. RefSeq names its product WD repeat domain 93 (gene WDR93). The record is from RefSeq and is a predicted model, not a curated record. The transcript is spliced from 16 exons. NCBI's taxonomy places the organism in Eukaryota, Metazoa, Chordata, Mammalia, Primates, Indriidae. Gene Ontology annotation, biological process: electron transport chain. Gene Ontology annotation, molecular function: protein binding. The coding region runs from base 1 to 2052 and encodes 683 amino acids.
AUGUCAUCCCCCAGAAGAAGUCAGACUCAGAAGAUGAGGCUGUCCCUUACCACACGAAAGGUACCCCUGGAGGUGCCCACCCCAACAGAGAAGGACUGGCCUACAGAUGAGGGGGAUUAUGUCUUCAUGGAUCUUGAUCAGGGGCUGGACUCCCUGCCUCAACCUUAUCGAAUGAUUAACAAGCUGGUGAACCUUCUGUUUGACCGGUCAUGGGAAAUUAUUGAAGAGAGGAAUGCAUUGAGGGAAGCUGAGAGCAGCCAGAUCCAGCCCACUGUCUACCCCCCGGUUGGAGAAAUCCAGCUCAACAAAAGGCCAAAUUGCAUGGCUGUUUCCCAAGACUUUCUGUUUGUCGGAGGAGCCAAAGGAUUCUCGAUUUAUAAUCUAUACAAUGCUAAACGAAUAUAUGUUUGGGACAAACUUAAAGUUGAUGUCACUUCCAUCUGUGCCACGGAUUUGGGGAGUGAAAUACUUAUUGCUCUUGUGGAUGAAAUGGGUAUCAUUAGACUACUUUAUUUUUAUAAGGAUGGUCUUUUUGUAAGCAAAGCCAUCAAUGAAGUGGAUGAUGCCAGCAAGCAGAUGACCUGUAUAAAGAUGGAUAUCUCUCAAGGAGGGGACUUUGCAGCUUUCCUCCUUCAAGGAGCUGGAGAUGUUUGGCUGGAUGUGUAUAAAUUGCCCAAGGAGACUUGGCUCAAGGAAGUGGAGCACUCCCAACUCACUUCGAAUUCAAAGAAAAAAGUCAAACAACCGAACACUCUCGAUCUCCUUUCUACAGAUAAUUUAGAAAUGGAUAUAAACAUUUGUUUUAAAGGAGACAUUAAGUUAAGUCUUCCAGUUCAUAUAAUGAAGAUCAAACCACCUAAACCUAUCACGGGCACCACAUUUAAAAGUCCCCUGGAAGUCUUUGCAAAGAUUGAGGACUGCUACGGGCUGGGCUCUGGGCAGAAUCACUUCAUCAAGGAAAGUCAGUGGGAGCAGCAAGCGGAGAUCUUCAACGCUUCCUACAAGAAGUACCUGGAUGGCGAGUGGGAGGAGGAGCCAGCCAGUAUGGCCACCUUCCACUUCCUGCUUCCUAGCUGCGUAAUUGCCAUGCCAACAGAAGUCAAGAACCCCGCAGGAGUAGCCUGUGUCCUUGGCGUACAUUGGACCGGAAGUCACAAUUUUUUCCUCUAUUCACUGAACCGAAGUCUGAAGGAUAAAGUUGAUCCCGAGGGCGUGUGGCCCUGUGCCGCGCCCAUUGCAGUCUCUCAGCUCAGCUGCUCCUCCUCCUACCUGGUGCUGGCCUGCGAGGAUGGCGUGCUUACGCUCUGGGACCUGGCCGAAGGAUUCCCUCUUGGGGUCAUUGCUCUUCCUGAGGGAUGUUUCUGCCAAAGCAUUCACUUCCUAAAAUACUUCUUGGUCCACAAAGGACAGAACGUGUAUCCUGGGGAUCCAGUGAGAUCCCAAAUGAAAUGUGUGGUGCUGUGCGCAGACGCUUCCCUCCACCUGGUGGAAGCCAACAGGACGCAAGGACCCACCAUCCGUGUGCUUGUUGAGAGGCCCGUAAAGCACUUGGAUGAAGCCAUCUGUGCCGUGGCCCCAGUCCCAGCCUUACCUGGCAUGGUGCUGAUCUUUUCUAAGAAUGGCUCUGUGUGCCUCAUGGAUGUGGUCAAGCGUGAAGUCAUCUGUGCCUUUGCUCCCCCCAGAUCCUUCCAUCUGGCAGUCCCUUGGAAGCCAGUGUUUAUUGUGUCUUCAUACCCGCCGUGUUUCCUGCUCCGAGAUGAUUGUCCACACGAAACCGGAUCCACCGAUGAUGCCGAAAUCCAAAAUUCUAUUUUCUAUUUUAAUUUCGAGGCCUACCCACUCCUGAAAAACAUCUCAAAAAAUUGUACCAUUCCUCAAAGGGACUUGGAUAACACGGCCUUCCCCCAGGCAUUGCCGCUGGAGAUAAGAUGUGAGCGUUUCCUCCAGAAGAGCUUUCAGCUGCUGGAGAAGAACCAGGUGACGGAGCAGGAGCACUCGGCCCGGCUGCGGAGGUACUCCUUGUUUCUGCAAAGAGAGAACUUCAGGAAGUGACGCUGCCACCGCCUUGGGGCUCUCUGAAAAGGUUUCAGCCACAAGGCAGCUGCUCCUCACGAUGCCCAGCGGCCAAGAGACACGCAAAGAGCCCCGGCUCAAGGGGCCUGGACUCGCGUCUGGGACCUCUGCAGAGCCAGCAAGGGGAAAGGUGUUAUUCUGGGGACCUUCAACCACUAAUCCUCUAGUCAGAGCCCUCAGGUGGGCAUAUGUGCACCCAAAUAAACAGCGAUGUUGUUCCCAGA